Vanessa atalanta (red admiral) is the source of this 5579-nucleotide messenger RNA. RefSeq lists its product as uncharacterized. The coding region runs from base 340 to 4590 and encodes 1416 amino acids. NCBI's taxonomy places the organism in Eukaryota, Metazoa, Arthropoda, Insecta, Lepidoptera, Nymphalidae. The transcript has 17 exons. The record is from RefSeq and is a predicted model, not a curated record. Gene Ontology annotation, biological process: regulation of focal adhesion assembly; positive regulation of stress fiber assembly. Gene Ontology annotation, molecular function: myosin II head/neck binding. Gene Ontology annotation, cellular component: stress fiber.
CACCCCUGCCCGCAGUCCGCCGCGCGCCGUCGCGCUUACUAUACGUGGGGGUAUUGUCGCUCUCGCCGAUUCCACACACCGCAUUAAUUUAGAACUGACCUGUGAACAAAUACAACCGUGAUUAAACGUUCUGUGCCGCAUAACAGUGAACUGAACUCGUGUGUCUUGUGUGUACAAAAAAAAAAUACGUUGCAACAUAAUCUCUCCUAAACAUCUACGGCUAUCUUUGCGUAGGAGGCAUUCAAGAGAUUAACAGAAAAGGGUAACACAUAAUGAACAGUAGGGACGUUCAGUGAAGUGAAGUGUUACAUAGUGACGGUUCAGUGAUGUGAUGCCACCAUGCCGUCGGACAGCGGUACAACGUGGUCACCACCGGCGCCCAGCGAACGGAGGCUUAGCAAUUCGUCUGAUGGCAGCGCAGGUAGCGGCUAUUCUAAAGCGACAACAGACAGUGCGGACUUUCUCGCGACGCGGCCGCACACAGCCGCUGUAAUACCGGGGAAGCCGGCAGCGAACCCGCUACAGUUCAUUAAAGUCGGUCCAGCAGACCUCGGCACGAGGGCAAGGGAACAGCUAAGACGAGCGGAACUCGCGAAGAGGACAGAGCCUGCUCGUAUCGAAAGGCAGGAGGACUGGCAGUCGAACUUGGACAACUGGAAGUCAUCGCGACGGAAGCGCGUCGAGCAUAUCAUAGAGCGGUGCGUGGAGGUGCGACGCUUCGAAAACGAAACGCACCAGCCGAGAGGCAAAUCUAAGACAUUUAACGAGAUGCUGGAAGAACGAGCUGGCCGGAGAAGGAGAAAUCCACUAGCAUUAUAUACAGAAGAUGAUGGCAAUGACCUGAGCGACUUGGGAAUCGGCACUUCUAGCACCAAGAGUAGCCUCAGCGAGGACUGCGAUACGCACAGCUUAGCCAGUGACGGUAUGGAUCUUGAAAAAAAUCAUUCAGAUAUGGAAAAUAUAUCCAAUUGUGAUAACAAUCGCAAACUGGGCUCCAGUGCCAACGAAUACGACACUUGUACGACAACGACCAUCAGUUCUCCCGAGCCCGAGGAGUACACGUACGAAGGCGCUAUAGAGGGAUAUAAGUCGAGAAUAAUUUCACAAGCAAAUAGCAACAUUGCCAAAACAGCUGUUAAUAAUAAUUUAAAAGAAAAAUCACCAGAUAAAUCAAACGGUGACAUCAACAGAAUCAGAACGUCAAUAAGCAACAAAAUUGAAGAAAAAAUGUCUUCUUUUCAGCAAGAGAGAGCAAACGAUCUUAAGAAUAACAACAAGAAGGAUUUACCUAAAGUGAACAUACAUCAACGAAGAGAACAGUUUGAACGAGAAAAUUCUCAAGAACCACAAAUAACAAAACCAAAAUUACCUGAUAUGGCAAAUAAGAAGUCGAUAAAAGAAAGGCUAUCGAGCUUAGAAAAGUUUAAUGAAGAAAUGCAAAUUCAGAAGUCAACAAGUGAUUUAAGUAAGUUACCUGUCGAAGUAAAACCACUAAAGGACAGGUUGUCUUCACUUGAAAAAGUAAAAUCUACGCCCGUAGACCUAGACAAAACAAAAAGAAUGUCUAAUGGUGACCUCAGCAAUACCCGGUCGCUUAAAGAACGUUUAUCAAGUCUUAAAUCACAAACGUCGGAAGAGGAAAUCAAAGUGACAAAAACUGAAGUGAAAGAAGUCUCUAUGAGCCUUAAAGAACGUCUGUCAUGUCUUGAUGCAGCAAAAAAUAAGGAAAUACCAAAAAUAGCAAUCGAAGAAGCAAUUAAUAAUAAAAUAAAAGAAGAUCGUGAUAACAAUGACCAUAAAGAAAAUUUGUCUGACAGUUCGCUCAAAAUGAGCUUAUCGGGAAUUGAAAAUCAAAUGCAAAGUUUCUGUCGCUCCCUCGAUAGCUUAGACAUAAAUGGUCAAUCUUCUCCUAAUUCAUUCGAGAGAGUUCAGAGUCUUGAAGAUUUUGAUUGCGCUGAAAUGCAAAAUAACACUGUUCAGAGUGACAUAGAAACUGAAGAUAGUGGUAUCCAUACCGCUAGAGACUCUUGUGCACCAGCAGACGAUAUUGCUGAUUUGACUCAAGUAGCUUCUCCUAUUGGAGAACCUAUGGCUGAAGUAUCUGAAUAUGACUCUUCAAACGAAGAUGGUGCCAUGACUCUAAUGCCUACUAAGAUUGAAGAACCCAUGGAAAUAAACUUUGAAGCUAAUCAAAGAACAAUAGAAGAUAUUAGCAUCCAAGAAAUGGAUGAACAAGAGAGUAAGGCUGACAGUGAUAGUGCUAGUAAUUACGUUCAAGCAGUUUCUCAGCCAGAAGACUUUAGUGUCACUGAUGAAGUGACAGAAAUUCAGAUGGACAAAGAAGAUGAAGACACAUUGAAGAGUUUGGAUAACCAAGAUUCCAGUGUAAGUCUCAAUGAACCCCUGUCAACUACAUCGGAAGGCGACACGGUUGUAUUUGAGGGGAAGAUGACUAUUCAUUUGAACUUGAAUGAAAUUUGCAACAAUCUAAGCACUGGUGCUGGGAACAGUUCUAAUACUAAAAAAAUAUAUUCCAAUGACUCUACUAACAACAAAAGCAUGCCAAUGGUCAUUGACGCUUUAGAACUAGCGUUCCAAGAAUUGGAUUCGGAGGAAAGUGUCAACGUUACAAUGGAUGAUAACAAAUAUAACGGAGACUACGCAGAGGGAAAUGUUGAUAAAGUUGAUAAUUUACUUGAUUUUGAUAUCGAGAAGAAAGUGUCUGUGACACCGUUGUAUGAAAAUAUUGAUAUAUUUAAUCAAAAUGGUAUUGUUGAUGUUGGAGCGUUCCCACUAGAUCUGCCCACAAAUGCUUUAGAACCACCAAAAGAAAAGCCUCCUCCGCCACCAAUGGAUGAUAGUCCUGAAGAUGAACUGCUUGGAAAUGGCAAUUUCAAACAUACAAGCUCAGCACGUCGUAUCAAGAAAGAGAUCCGAAACAAACGCACUAGUUUCCUAGGAAUUGAGGGACAAGUAGACGAUAGCUACUUGGACGUCGAUCUGAAACUAGCUCCGCGACCUGACAUCACCUCGUUUCUACAAGAGGAGACCAAGAUCGAGAAACUUCUCUACAAAAAGACGUUAUCCCAUGAUAUGGACGCCAAGCUAAGAGACAGUCGAGAUUCAGGAGUGGAUAUAGAUAGAGGUCCGUCAGCUGAAGCCUGGUACAAAGGACAAUCUUCCCCAGAAACAUCUAACCCUCACAGUAGACAGAAUAGCGAGCCUUACACUCAAAUAACGGUAACGUCAGACGAAGAAGAAGCCACCAAAAGAAAUUCUGAAGUGUUCUCGAAAGCUCUAACAACGAAACUGACAGGCUUGACUGAGAACGGUGAAUCGAAUGAGAACAAAAUAGAUCAUUUGGACAAAAAAUUACAACAGCAACAGGCGGCUCAAAUGUCUCGCACUAACGAGGAUUGGCCUGACGGGCUCUUUGACGAUGCUCAUACGAAGGAGGUACUGCGAUUCGAACGAGAACUACUCCAAUUAGAACAAGAAGAGCUUAAAAGACAACGCGAGAAUCUUCUAAGAGACCAAAACAGAAUAAUACAAAAGUCCGUCCAAGACAUUUCAACGGCGGGAGUUCCAGAGAAGCCGAUCAUUCACAGAGUGAAUAAGACUAAAAAUCAGAACUACAGACACUCGAUGCCAAAUCUUUUAGUCAGCGAGAACUACGUGCCACCAGUCGUUGAGAGAAAAGUUAUCGACGAAGAGAUGAAGAGAAAACCAUUCGUGUCCGAAGAACAUAUUCAGAGCCACUUCGGCGUGGAAGAAAGUCGGAAAUUGUUGUUCAACGAUAAGACGAAGUUCGCUGAGGUUCGGAGACCAGUGCCCAAUGUGAUGAGACCUCCGCAACCAAUUCUUCCCCCAAAACCAAGGAGUCGCGAUUCUAUUGAAAGGGAAAUCACGAUGAGGAGUAGUCGAUUACCAUCCGCGGUGGAGUACGUCAAUGUUGAACGGAAUGCCGUUCAGAUGCGUCAGAAGGCUGUCAACGGUAAUGGACAGUACCACCCCAUGACCAGGCAUACGUUACAGGCUCUGAGCGCGGCUCCUACACCCAAAUUGAUCUCAAAUACAGAUUGGAUGCAAACACGCAACCAGAAGCCGAGGCAGAAACCAGCCAACUUCAACUACAACCAACAUUGGCUGAUACAGGAGGCGGAACAAAGGAGGCUCCAGGAGCAGCGCGCCCCGCGAGCCGCGCGCGCGCCCCGCGACCCGCCCCCCGCGCCCCUCUCGCACGCCAACCCGAUCAUCGGUCAACACCUCGUGCCCCAAGAGAGACGCGUGCGACCAGAGCCGAUACCCAGGGCCGGCAUGCCGCGCACCGCUGAGCCCAGAGAGGACAAAAUGCUGAGCGUCAGUGGCCGGCGGAAAUGCUCACACUGUGGAGAGGAACUCGGGCGCGGCGCGGCGAUGAUCAUCGAGUCGCUGUCGCUGUGCUACCACGUGUGGUGCUUCUCGUGCGCGGUGUGCGGCGCGGCGCUGGGCGACGGCCGCGCGGGCGCCGACGUGCGCGUGCGCGCGCGCCGCCUGCACUGCCACCACUGCUACUCCUCCGACGACGGCUCCAAGUACUCCUGCGUGUAGCCGCCGGAAGGAAAGUGAUAAAUAUAUUAUUAUAUAUUCUCAAUAUUAAUCAGUCUGUAAAAGUUACGUCAAAGUUUCCUCCUAACUUAUAUCCCUCCCCGAUACCGCACCGGAUCCCCCUCCGCACACGUGUGACGUCCCGCGUGCGCACGAGACUCGUCUCUGGCCUCAGCGCGCUCUGAGCCCAUUAUUGCACGCUUUCGUUUGCCCUCCCACCCCGAGGCCGUGUCGUAGACUCAUUCGGUACUAUAUUUUGGUCGGGCUGGAGAGAGUACUUUUUGUGCACGCAAAAUAUUUUCUCUUGAUCGAAAAUACUAAAUUUUGCGUCCUCGAGGAACUUUUUUCAGCCAUCGACUGCGACACUGUCCUUGUGAUUUUCAAUAAAUCCCCCUAACUCCUAUACCUUGUUCCUUAUUUGAAUAUUAUAUUUGCACGCCUGUUUGAAAUCAUAACCUUUAUAUUUUAACUGUAACUGAAAUUAUCACGUGGGUUUGAAUUUUAGAUGACCAAUAUCACUCGUUUGAAUCGUUAUGAGAACACAAUUUGACGUAUUUAUAUAACUUUGAUUAAUAUCAGCGGAGCUAUUCUGUAAAAUAACGUUGAUACGUAAUUUCUACGCGUUUGUACUUCAUACUUUUUAAUGAUUACUAUCAACCUGAUAUUUCACGAUAGUUUUGUUUCGAGUCCUCAUAGAAUAUCUCUACAAGUUUACGGUGUAUUUAAAGUAUUGAAUUGACAGCCUUUUCUUCUGUAGAUUUCUUUCUUAGAAUAUUAUUUUGAAUUUCACUUAUAUUGUGCCAUGCAGUGACUUCUUAAUACUUAAUCCCUUUGAUUCGUUUUUAUCUUUAAUGUUAAAGAAUAUAACAAUUGUAACUAAUGAAAAGGAACGUAUUCUAAAUACAUAGAAUUUUGUAUAAUUUUGUAAAUAAUUUUUAAUUUAUGUUAGCGUGUGUUAAUUUAGCUUUAAUAGUUAGUACAUUAGCGUUAAG